Exaiptasia diaphana is the source of this 822-nucleotide messenger RNA. RefSeq names its product dihydroorotate dehydrogenase (quinone). The record is from RefSeq and is a predicted model, not a curated record. Bases 1 to 822 code for a protein of 273 amino acids. Gene Ontology annotation, cellular component: cytoplasm; plasma membrane. Gene Ontology annotation, biological process: UMP biosynthetic process; 'de novo' pyrimidine nucleobase biosynthetic process. The transcript has a single exon. Lineage: Eukaryota; Metazoa; Cnidaria; Anthozoa; Actiniaria; Aiptasiidae. Gene Ontology annotation, molecular function: dihydroorotate dehydrogenase activity.
AUGUACAACGAUCUUGCACAUUGCGGCUUUGGAUUCAUCGAAAUUGGAACGGUAACACCGAAAGGACAGGAAGGAAACGCCAAACCACGUUUGUUCCGAUUGAAACCUGACAAUGCUAUCAUCAAUCGAAUGGGGUUUAAUAAUGAUGGAGUGGAGGCUGCCAUUGAAAACCUGAAAAAUCGAAAGACAAAUAUUAUUAUCGGUGGAAACAUUGGAAAAAACACCAACACUUCACCAGAUGAUUAUACCGAAGAUUACCUGACGUGUUUCGAAAGUCUUCACCCUUAUGUCGAUUACUUUGUGUUGAAUGUGAGCUGCCCAAACGUUAGUAGUCAUGCAAAACUGGAAGACGCCGACUAUUUAAGAGAACUCAUUUCUGCCGUUCAGGAAUACAACGACAAACAAGAGAUUCAGCGUCCAAUUCUUCUUAAGAUUGCACCAGACCUUAACAAUAUUCAACUUGAUGAGAUCAUUGAAUUGGUUGCAGACAAAAAUCUUGACGGUGUGAUUGCAACAAAUACAACGGUAAGUAGAGAAGGACUUAAAACACCGCAAAGUGAAAUCGAUCGAAUUGGAAAUGGUGGACUUUCUGGGAAACCGUUAAAGGAAAGAUCAACGGAAAUCAUUCGUUACCUCGCUGAAAAAUCAAAUAAAUCGUUCCCGAUUAUUGGUGUGGGAGGAAUCCAUUCACCGGAAGAUGCACUUGAAAAAAUUGAAGCAGGAGCCGAUUUGGUUCAGGUUUAUACCGGAUUCAUUUAUGAAGGACCAAAAUUAAUGAAGAGAAUCAACAAAGCGAUCCUAAAAGCGGCUUCAAAUUCAUAG